This is a messenger RNA of Darwinula stevensoni, 2441 nucleotides long. NCBI's taxonomy places the organism in Eukaryota, Metazoa, Arthropoda, Ostracoda, Podocopida, Darwinulidae. The record is from the annotation of a GenBank genome assembly.
CAGGAGACUUCACAGCCCAACACGAGCGGAAUUCAGACAUGGCAUCCUACAUGCGACCGUACACGCGGUGUCUCCGGCUCUCGAGGAAACAUUGGGCAAGCCUGCAGCGAUAUGGAAGUGGAUACGUAGUCCUGCUGCCCGAAAUCCCGGAGGACACAUCCGCCAGCAAUUCUAUCCUGAAAACUGAUGGCUACCCAGAAUAUGAUCAGCUGAGUGCAGAGAGGAUUUAUGGAGGCUUGGGUAGACACAUUUUGGAGUACGAGACUGGGCUAUCCCAGAUUGAAGAGUCCCUUAAAGAUGGGACAGUCCCAAAGACUUUCAAGACAGUUAUGGAACCCUUGGAGAAGCUCAGUGUUCCACUGGAUUGUGCAUGGAGUAUAGCUAAGGUGAUCUACACUGCUAGGAAUGACCUCCUACCAGGAACUAGCUAUCUUCCACUCCAUGAAAGGGCCAAGCAAGCUCGACUGCAGAAGUUCUGUAGCCUUCCAUUGUUCUAUGCUGUGAAGGAACUGAAUGCUGAUAGGGACAAAUUGACAGGUCCUCAGAAGCGGAUUGUAGACAAAUUCCUGCUGGAGGCAUGUCUUAAUGGAAUUGAACUGACUGGUGCUGCUGAGGAACAGCUAAAAACCACUUUGCAGAAAUUGAUGAAGGAGAGGAAGAUCUUCAGGGAGAAGUGUGAGACAUCUCUGAGGCGAUUCAAGCACACAAUUCGAGAUCCUGGUCUAGUGAAGGAGUUCCCUGCAGAUCUCCUCAAGUCAAUGGCAGACGACAGUACAAGACCCCAAGAGGGACCAUGGACUGUAACACAGAAGCCUCAUAUCUACCGCCGAUUCCUGGAGUACUGCCCAGAUAGGACACUGAGGUGGAAUGCUUGGCAUGCUCACACCACACUCGCUUCAUCCCACAUCAACCAGGAUAUCAAUCAUAGUGUGACGCUAGAAGAGAUCCGUUCCCUGAGAAAAGACCUGGCUCAAGUCCUUGGCUAUGAAUCCUUUGCUCACAUGUCCAUGGAGACAAAAAUGGCUGGGAAGCUAGAAACUGUCCAAUCCAUGAUUACCACUCUAGCACAUUCUACUCGUAUAACCCAUGAGAAGCAGCUGGAGGAGCUGCAAGACUUUGCCCACAAGUCAGGAUUUGAAGGCAAGCUGCAGCUAUGGGACCUUCCCUACUGGAGGAGGAAACACAAGCUCAGUCUUGUCAACAUGGAUGAAGCAAGGGCGAGAGAGUAUUUUCCAUUCCCACAUGUCCUGGAUUCUCUGCUGGAAAUCUGUCAAGAUUGGUUUGGUGUUCGGUUUGAGAGGAGUGAGCCUCGACCACCCACAUUUCACCCAGAUGUUUUAUUUUAUCGUGUCUGUGAUGAGGAAAGUGGGGAAGAACUGGCAGCUGUUUACAUUGAUCCCUACAUGAGGCCAGGUGAGAAGCUGUAUACGCAACCAAAUGCAGCAUGGAUGAUGGGAGGCCGAAGCAGGAGUGAAGUGGUGAAAACAAAACCCAUUGCUAACCUCAUCUUCAACUUCCUCCCUCCACUUGGGUCUCAGCCAGCUCUUCUCUCCAUCGCUGACCUUCAGACCCUCUUAGAAAAGAUGGGAAGUGCUAUGCAGCACCUUCUCACAUUGGCCCCCUACAGUGAAAUUUCAGGGAGCAACAACAUUGAAUGGGAUGCUUCACAGGCAGUCCCUCUCUUCUUCCGUCAGUGGCUCCUGGAACCAGUGAUCUUAGAGAAGCUGAGUCAGCAUUAUGCAAGUAAAAAAAGGCUGUCACAGCAGAUGGCCAACAUCUUGUGUCAGUCACAGAUCCAUCUUGCUUCCCAUGACCUCCUGAAUGAGCUCUACAUCAGUGAUUUUGAUCUCACUGUCCACAACAAGAAGGAAUUUUGGCUGGACAUCAUGAAGGAACUAUGGGCGUCUUAUUUCCCAGCCUUCACGCUCGAACGUGGCGAUAACCACCCGUUCACAUUGACCACCAUCUUCAGCGAAGAAUGGGGUGCUGCGUAUUACAGCCACACAUGGGCAAGAAUGAUUGCAGCCGAUUCCUUCAACGCCUUUGAAGAGGUGGGCUUUGACAAGCCAGAUGAGCUGAAGAAGGUUGGACGCAGAUACAGAGAGACAUUUCUUUCUCUGGGAGGUGGAUGCCACCCGGCUGAGGUGUUCCGGCGAUUCCGAGGUCGGGAUCCAUCCCCGGACGCCCUUCUGCAUUCUCUUAGCAUCCACAGGCAGAAAUCCCAUCAUGCGAAGAGUCUCAAGCAAUCAGUUGCAUGACCUGUUUGGUACUUUUCUUUCAGUUUUUCUCUCCAUUCAGGUCAAAAGAGAAUGUCAGCUGGUACGGAGGUGAUUUCUUUCAAUGUGCUGCAUGUGUGCACUGCCUUUGUCGACCGUAUCGACUUGGAGUCGAUUUGCUUCUUGAAUAAAGUGUGAUUUCUGCAACUACAAAAAAACACACAG